GCUCACUCCCAAACAAAAUCAGAUCACGACGAUCAGCUGCCCUCCCCCCUAAAGAAUAUUCCAUCAAUUAAAACGCCCAAUUCCCAAGAUCUCCUCCUAGCGUUGUCUCUUCUCUCAGCUCCCCCACGCUCUCUUCAGCAUUCCUCUAUAAGGUUACACGGCAAUUGGCGGGUGCUAUUGGACAGGCUGGACGUGGGGGUUGGAAUAGUCAGACGACUUGUGAACGGACGGUACCUGCUUUUGCGAGGAUGAUCGCUGUUUUGUGUUCUGUCUGUGGUUCUCUGUGAUGGAUGGCAGCCUUUACAAUAUGCUCGACAUAUUUGCUUCCAUUUCGUAAAGGUGGCGUUUUGUGUAACUCUCCGUAGGAAAAAAGACCCCCACGAUCACUUCAUGUCUCUUGACUCGUGUGAGGUCACCGGUUCGGCCCGGAGUCUCUCGGCCGGAGCUCAGUGCAUGUCCUUUGUCGUGUCUCUCCCCCGCCUUUUCAACCACGUACCCAGGGAUCCGGACCUAACCCCCACGCUUUUCGAACCAUGCCUCUCUCGAACUCAAGUGCCUGAGCCUGAGCCUGAGCAGUGGGCUACCUCAUGACGAGGACGCCACUCUUAUACCUAGUCCUUAGUUGGACAUAAAAGAGCAGCUGACGCCAGCCUCUUUGACAAUGCCUCUUCAUCAUUCUUCUCACUGCUUUUCUUGUUCUUUACUUGCAUAAAAGAGAGCCUGCUUACUGCGUGUAAUCUGCUUGCACUUAUAUACUUUACACUUAUAUCAUACCAUAUGCCUUCGGCAUUGCUUGAAUCUCCCACCAUGGGCUCCCCCAAGGCUUCUCAGCUGCGCCUCGGCGAUGGCGUAUACGUCCCUACCCUUGCGUUCUUCACUCCCGAAGACGAAGUCGAUGCUUCAGCUACUGAGAAACACAUCAUCAAGCUUCUCGAGUCAGGAGUAGCCGGUAUUGUUGUCCACGGCUCCAACGGAGAAUGUGCCCACCUCUCUCCUUCAGAACGAACCACCAUCAUCCGCGUUGCCAGAGAUACAAUCUUCCACGAGGGCAGUGGUACCCGUGUUCCUCUCAUCGCAGGCUGUGGUGCUCAAAGCACAAGGGAGACAACAGAACUGUGUGAAGACGCCGGCAAGGCUGGUGCCACACACGCCCUGGUUUUGCCUCCCAGCUACUACGGCGGACUUCUCCCCGAUGAUCUAGUCAUUCAGCACUACUACGCCGUGGCAGACAAGAGCCCAAUUCCUCUUCUGGUGUACAACUUCCCCGGCGCCGCAGCUGGUCGAGACCUCUCAUCCGACACGAUCCUCAGCAUCGCCAAGCACCCCAACGUCGUGGGCGUCAAGCUCACAUGCGGAAACACCGGCAAGCUCGCCCGCAUCGCAGCAGACUGCCCCGAAGGCUUCUGGGUCGGAGGCGGCAGCGCAGACUUCAUCCUGCAAGGCCACGCCGUCGGAGCCAACGGCACCAUCUCAGGCCUCGCCAACCUCUGUCCCAAAGCCUGCGUGCGCAUCACAGAGCUCGCAGAGGAAGGGAGCUGGAAAGAAGCCCGUCAGCUGCAGGCCAAAGUGGCCAAGGCCGACUGGACGGCGAUCAAGACUGGCUUCGUUGGUGUCAAGGCAGCGCUGGGACACUUUUCAGGGUACGGGGGCGAACCUAGACGACCUUGCGUGGCACCGUCUCAGAAGGAUCUUGAUACUAUUGCACAAGGGUUCCAAGAGGUAAUGGAUCUUGAAGUUACUAUCUAAAAAAAAGCAUGUUUUUGGUUCGGUGGGAGCAAAAGCAGGUUGCAUUGGGCGGUGACGACGUUGAUGACGAUACCUGUUAUUUCGAAGCAAAGCACGGAGAUGGUGUUGUGGCGUUGGGCAUACACUACUGUACACAGCCAUCAAUCAUAUCAGGCUGUUCUGUAGCAAUAAUUUCUUCUCUGUACAUAAAAUGAAUACCAAUUAAUGCUGGAAGCAUAUACCUACACUACAUCAAUAUGCCUGAUUACCCCAUGGAAACUACCCUUCCCCGCAAAGUGGCCAUAUUUUUCAAUAAUCCCACGCAUGUGCAGCAGAAGCCGGUGAAGAAAAAGAUGUGUCUCGUGGUCGAUUACGCGUAGCCAAUGGGGAGUCAAAGAUGAUGAGGAGCACGCUGGACAUUGCCGCUUUGGGGCGAUGAUGCUUACACGAGGUGUCGGCUGUUCAAUAGGUACAGGAUAUGCUGAGAGGGAACUUGGAUGGGGAUUGUCAAUCGCGGGGAACCCCGCAGUUGGAUCUGGAUGUGGAGUUGAAGCCGCGAAAGAGCAAGUAAGAGAAGCUGAGUUUGUAAUGGUGUUGAAGGCCUCGGAGGGAGCCCGAGUCUGUAGUGUACCUGUACUUGACACUACAGCCAUGCAAGGUCAAAUCAGGUAUUUGAACAUGCUUAGAAGCACUGAUAUACAUGCAGACCAACUGAACAGGCAGCGAGAAGACACUCACGCCAAGAAUCACAAGCAAUUACAUUCAUGAGGGGGAACCAACAUGAACAGGUCAUAAGAUGAACCCAGAAAAUACGUAGCGUAGCAUACGGAGUAGCUAACGCAGACAGACAAAGAGGAGAAUGUGGAGAAUGGCUAACAAAGUGCCCGAUGCGUUCGUGUGGAGAAGCGUGGGGGUCUAAAAGUCACUCUGGUGCAGCUCCCGGGCUGGAGCUAAGUUAAGACGGUGAAGAAAAAGCGUAUGUUUCGGGCCAUUGAGGAGCGAGAUCAUGCCAUUGAGUUUAGAUAUGUAAUGAUGUGUCUAUGCUAGAAGGAGUCUAGAACUCGGCUGCGUCAAAGUUGCGGAUCAGGUCGUAGUAAAACUUGACAAUGUCCAUGUGCGACUCAAUUCUUAUCCUCUCAUCGACCGUGUGAAUGUUUUCGGAUCCGCGCUGUCGACUCGGUGUCCAGCGGUAAAUGUUUGGCGACAGAUCUAUAACCUAUUAGUAUAUUCUCUCGCUUUGUGUAACGAUGUACUUACUGAGGUAAUGUCUCGUAUCAGUGUUGCCAGUCAUGAUUUCACC
Fusarium verticillioides 7600 is the source of this 3025-nucleotide messenger RNA. RefSeq lists its product as hypothetical. Gene Ontology annotation, molecular function: 4-hydroxy-tetrahydrodipicolinate synthase activity. The transcript has 2 exons. NCBI's taxonomy places the organism in Eukaryota, Fungi, Ascomycota, Sordariomycetes, Hypocreales, Nectriaceae. The coding region runs from base 778 to 1746 and encodes 322 amino acids. The record is from RefSeq and is a predicted model, not a curated record.